Eutrema salsugineum is the source of this 645-nucleotide messenger RNA. RefSeq lists its product as uncharacterized. The transcript has a single exon. NCBI's taxonomy places the organism in Eukaryota, Viridiplantae, Streptophyta, Magnoliopsida, Brassicales, Brassicaceae. The record is from RefSeq and is a predicted model, not a curated record. The coding region runs from base 1 to 645 and encodes 214 amino acids.
AUGGUAUCAGAGCUCAUGAUGAUUCAUGGAGACAUCUUGAACAAAACAAAGAUGGUGAGUCAAGAAGAUUUGCCGAUGAAGAAGGCCAAGGUCAGAGAAACCAAGGCAACAGUACAAGAAAGUAACAAGAACGAGAAGUUGGAGAAAAAGAUGAAGAUGGUGAAUCAAGGAGAUUCAGCAAUGGAGAAAGCCAAGGUCAAAGUAACUGAGGCAACAGUACAAGAUUAUAACAAGAACAAGAAAGAAGAAGAAAAUCAUGUGUUCACAGCAAGACAAGAAGGUGACGAAGCAAACAAGGAAGAUGUUUUGCUCAUAGAUAGUGGGUGCACAAAUCAUAUAACACCAAACAAGAAAGCUUUUGUCAACCUCAACACAAGUAUAAGAGUUCCCAUAAAAGUCGGAAAUGGAGCUGUACUAAUAUCAGAAGGCAAAGGAGAUACUGAGGUCAUAACCAAGAAAGGGAAAAGAAUCAUAAGAGAUGUGUUUUUAGUUCCCAAACUUGGGAAGAACCUUCUUAGUGUUCCACAGAUGAUAACUAAUGGAUACAAGGUUACUUUUGAAGAAAGCAAAUGCAUCAUACAUGACAGUGCUGGAAGAAAAAUAGGAGUGAUCCCAAUGGUAAACAAGAGUUUCCAUAUCAGAUAG